Pseudovirgaria hyperparasitica is the source of this 558-nucleotide messenger RNA. RefSeq lists its product as uncharacterized. The transcript is spliced from 3 exons. Gene Ontology annotation, molecular function: flavin adenine dinucleotide binding; flavin-dependent sulfhydryl oxidase activity. The record is from RefSeq and is a predicted model, not a curated record. NCBI's taxonomy places the organism in Eukaryota, Fungi, Ascomycota, Dothideomycetes, Acrospermales, Acrospermaceae. The coding region runs from base 1 to 558 and encodes 185 amino acids. Gene Ontology annotation, cellular component: mitochondrion.
AUGGAUGUCAAAAGCCCAUCGCGCCGUUUCAAAGUCCUGAUCAUCCUAGCCGCCACUGUACUCUCUAUCCUCUACCUCGCAUACCCUCGUGCUCAGAUCGAUCCAGUGAAUACCAGCAAAAACCAGCCUUUGAAGACUGCGGAGGGGAAGGGGAAGGCUGAAGAGGUGCGGUUCGAGAACGCAAUCGCUCCCAAACUCGGAAACGAAACAGUAAAAGCUGAACUAGGCCGUGCCGCGUGGAGAGUGCUGCAUACGACAUUCGCACGAUUCCCAGAUGAGCCCACGGCGGAUGAAAGCCAGGCCUUGAAAGACUAUAUACAUCUGUUCCAGAGGCUAUACCCUUGUGGUGAAUGCGCGCAACAUUUCCACGAACUCCUCAAGAAAUUCCCUCCACAAGUGUCAUCGCGAACAUCGGCAGCAACAUGGGGCUGUCACGUCCACAACGAGGUUAACAGGAAACUGGGCAAGGACAUAUUCGACUGCGCGAACAUAGGUGACUUUUACGACUGUGGAUGCGCAGAUGACGAGGCUGGCGACAAGACGUCAAAAGACCCCUGA